Panicum hallii is the source of this 3863-nucleotide messenger RNA. RefSeq names its product alpha,alpha-trehalose-phosphate synthase [UDP-forming] 6-like. The transcript has 3 exons. Gene Ontology annotation, molecular function: catalytic activity. Lineage: Eukaryota; Viridiplantae; Streptophyta; Magnoliopsida; Poales; Poaceae. The record is from RefSeq and is a predicted model, not a curated record. Gene Ontology annotation, biological process: trehalose biosynthetic process. The coding region runs from base 867 to 3515 and encodes 882 amino acids. Gene Ontology annotation, cellular component: cytosol.
CUCUGCUCGUCCAUCCGCCGCGGGAGCUCAGCUCGGCCCUCUGCUCGGCCGGGCGCGGGUGCCAACGGGAAGCCGGCCUUAAAAAACCCAGCUUGCCAAGCUUAUCACAUCUCCGGCCGCUCUCCGCUCGCCCCUCUUGCUACUUAAACAAACAGAUCGGCCUCCCGGAGCGCAGCUCUUGCGAUCCUCAAGGGCCAGCCCACCCGCACGCGACCCGAAGCCAGGAAUCGCUUCCCACCCGGCGGCCACCACCAGCACCAGUGCUCUCUCCCUGUCGGCAAAUCCGGCCUCCCUCCCGCCCGCUCGCAAUCCCCCCUCCCUCGAAAGGGCUUCGCUUGGCUUCGCUCGCUCCGCCAAAUCAGUUCCGUCUCUUGCUGAGGCAGCCGGCGGGGCGGUGCGCGAUUGAGAGCGAGGGGAGGGCAAAUGCUGGUCCGGGUGGGAGCGGAGCGGUCGUCGGCGGCGAACGCGCGGGAUUCCCUUGUCCCCUGGCGGUCUGGCGAGAUAGUGGGCGUCCGAGCUGGAGCACCUGAGAUGUUGCUUCUGCUCGUUCGCCUGGGUUGAUCUCGGCCGAAAGCUCUCGGGUUUUUGUUUUUGUUUUCGGAAAGGGAGGGAGCGGGGCGGCGGCCCUUUUGGUCUCUGAUUAUUGCUUCCCCCGCCGAUUCGAUUCCUCGCCUGGGUCCUCUCUUCGACCGGAUCCUUUGCCUCCUUGUCCGGGCAUUCGUGCUCCGCUCCUUGGGUCUGUAAAUUGUUUGCUGAAUCCCAAAUCCUCAGAGGUUUUGGUGGAGAUUUGUGUAAGGGGGCGAGUGGGCGGUGAAAGAUCAAAUCUUGGAGGGGGCGAGGCUGGUUCGUGAUCCGGGCGCGCGGGGAUGGUGUCGAGAUCCUACUCCAACCUCCUGGAGCUCGCCUCCGGGGGCGGUGGCGGCGGGGAGCCGCUGCCGUCGCUGGGGCGCCGCCGGGUGCCGCGCGUCGUCACGGCGUCCGGCAUUGUGCCGGGCCUCGACGCCUCCGACGACGACGACGACGACGACGCCGCCGACGCCGCCUCCGCGGCCUCCGACCACUCCUCCCACGCACCGCGUGAGCGCGUCAUCAUCGUCGCCAACCAGCUCCCCGUGCGCGCCGCGCGCCGCCCGGGCGGCGCCGGGUGGGACUUCGCGUGGGACGAGGACAGCCUCCUGCUGCAGGUCAAGGACAGCCUCCGCGCGCACCACGGCCGCGGGGACGUCGAGUUCGUCUACGUCGGCGGCCUCCGCGACGACGUGCCCCCCGCCGAACACGACCAGGUCGCGCACGAGCUCCUCGAGGGAUUCCGCUGCGUGCCCACCUUCCUGCCCGCCGACCUCCGCUCCAGGUUCUACCACGGCUUCUGUAAGCAGCAGCUCUGGCCACUGUUCCAUUACAUGCUGCCACUGUCGCCGGAGCUCGGCGGACGCUUCGACCGCCUGCUCUGGCAGGCCUACGUCUCCGUCAACAAGAUCUUCGCGGACAAGAUCCUGGAGGUGAUCAGCCCCGACGAGGACUUUGUGUGGGUGCACGAUUACCACCUCAUGGUGCUGCCCACAUUCCUGCGAAAGCGAUUCAACCGGGUCAAGCUCGGCUUCUUCCUGCACAGUCCGUUCCCCUCGUCGGAGAUCUACAAGACCCUGCCUGUGCGCGAGGAGCUGCUCCGGUCGCUGCUGAAUGCCGAUCUGAUUGGGUUCCACACCUUUGAUUAUGCCAGACACUUCUUGUCAUGCUGCAGCAGGAUGCUCGGGCUGAAGUACGAGUCGCAGAGGGGCUACAUUGCACUGGAGUACUAUGGACGAACAGUCACAAUCAAGAUCUUGCCAGUGGGGGUUCACUUGGAGCAGUUACAGUCAGUCCUUAAUCUCCGAGAGACUGCAGUCAAGGUGGCCGAGCUUCUGAAGCAGUUCAAUCAUCAGAACCGGAUGCUGUUGCUUGGUGUUGAUGAUAUGGAUAUCUUCAAAGGCAUUAGCUUGAAGCUUUUGGCGUUUGAGCAGCUGCUGAUGCAGCAUCCAGAGUGGCGGGGAAGGGUGGUGCUGGUUCAGAUUGCCAAUCCGGCAAGGGGGAAGGGAAAGGAUGUGAAAGAGGUACAGGAAGAGAGCGAUGCAAUGGUAAAGCGCAUCAAUGAUGCAUUCGGGCAGCCAGAUUACCAGCCCGUUAUACUGAUCGAUAAGCCACUACAAUUCUAUGAGAGGAUGGCAUACUAUGUUGUUGCCGAGUGCUGCUUAGUUACUGCAGUGAGAGAUGGCAUGAAUCUUAUCCCGUAUGAGUACAUUAUUGCUCGACAAGGGAAUGAGAUGAUCGACAGGAUCCUAGGUCUUGGCCCGUCUUCAAGGAAGAAGAGCAUGCUUGUUGUCUCAGAGUUCAUUGGCUGCUCGCCCUCCCUAAGUGGCGCGAUCAGGGUGAACCCUUGGAACAUUGAUUCAGUGGCGGAUGCGAUGGACUCAGCAUUGGAGAUGCCUGAAGGGGAGAAGGUCUUGAGACACGAGAAGCAUCACAGAUAUGUGAGCACACAUGAUGUCGGGUACUGGGCGAACAGCUUCCUGCAAGAUCUUGAGCGUACUUGCCUCGACCACAACAGGAGGCGUUGCUGGGGCAUAGGAUUCGGGCUAAAGUUUAGGGUUGUAGCCCUCGACCCAAACUUCAAGAAGCUUGCAGUUGAGCACUUGGUCUCAGCCUACCGGAGGACAACAAAGCGCAUCAUUCUCUUGGACUAUGAUGGGACGCUGAUGCCUCAGACUUCGUUUGGUAAGAGUCCUACCUCGAAGACGAUAGAUAUGUUGAACAGCCUUUGCCGUGAUAAGAACAACAUGGUCUUCCUUGUGAGCACAAAGAGUCGGACGACUUUAAACGAGUGGUUCUCACUAUGUGAGAAUUUGGGACUAGCAGCAGAACAUGGCUACUUUCUCAGGCUGAGAAGAGAUGCAGAAUGGGAGACAUGUGUCCCGGUGAUAGACUGCAGCUGGAAGCAAAUUGCAGAGCCUGUGAUGAAGACCUACACGGAGACGACGGACGGGUCAACAAUUGAGGACAAGGAGACUGCAAUUGUUUGGAGCUAUGAGGAUGCUGAUCCAGAUUUCGGCUCUUGCCAGGCCAAGGAGCUCCACGACCAUCUGGAGAGUGUCCUCUCAAACGAGCCGGUCUCAGUGAAAGCUGGCCUUAACCAUGUUGAGGUAAAGCCACAGGGCGUGAGCAAGGGCCUGGUGGCGAAGCGGAUCCUGUCGACCAUGCAGGAGCGCGGUGACCUUCCUGACUUCAUCCUGUGCGUGGGCGACGACCGGUCCGAUGAGGACAUGUUCGAGGUGAUCAUGGUGGCAGCGGCGCGGGGCCCUUCCUCCCUGCACCCGGAGGCGGAGGUGUUCGCGUGCACGGUGGGGCGCAAGCCCAGCAAGGCCAAGUACUACCUGGACGACCCCGCAGACAUCGUGCGCCUCGUCCAGGGCCUCGCCAACGUCUCCGACGACCAGGCGGCGCACCGCGACGCGGCCACUGCUGACACCAUCCCGAGGUGAACCACGCCGUUCCAACAAGUCAGCUCUAGGAAGGAUGAGAACCUUUCGGAAUGGAGCAUCGCUCGCUCGCUGGUCCAGAUGUACAUUGUUCUAGGAACGAACUCGAGGAACACGGUCCCGUAAGUGCGUGCUGUGCUUGCGUGCUGUGCUGCUCCGUCAGCCGGUGUGUACAUAAAACUCCUCCAGAUCAUCCCCACCGAUCGCGUCCAUUUCUCGUCAGGUUCCUGUCGCGCUCGGGCUCCCAAGAUCACCGACCCGUGCAGCCGUGCUGCGCUGUUCACACCGGUCGCGUAGUGGGGGCGAAAUGAUUUUCCAUCCCAUUCCCCUUGCAAAGGAUCAUGUUGUAGA